GUUCACUACGAAUACUUGGAGCAAGACUUUGUGAAGACGCAGGCGGAGCUAUCCAAGAAAAAAAGUGUGGUAGUGUAAGUUUCUUGGAGGAAUAGCAUCACAAGUUUGCUCUGCAGGACACAGAAAUAAACCUGUUAUGCGUGGCUACGACUUGAGAACACGUACGAAAAUAGCCUCUGAUUCAUGUCCAGCAUGACAAGUGAAACAGUUUUGCAUUCGCUGCAACACAAAGGCACACUUAGACAGUUUUUUUCUUGGAUAGGAGCUGGCCCGAGACCAGGAGCGCAACAGUGCGGACGGACGCAUCCCACUGGUUCAUUUGACAAGCAAGGACGAACGAAAAGCUAUCAAAGUGAAAAAUCCCCACUCCCCAUAUCAAAAUCGAAAUCUGUGAUGCGGGAUUUAUGUGCACAAAUCCAAUCUGUCUAG
Messenger RNA from Amoebophrya sp. A120, 429 nucleotides. The record is from the annotation of a GenBank genome assembly. NCBI's taxonomy places the organism in Eukaryota, Dinophyceae, Syndiniales, Amoebophryaceae.